GCGUCGGCGCAGCGCAAAGCAGUGGCUGGCGAGGCUGUUGAGCGAUCGCGCCAGAGAGGUUCGUGUUGUCAUCGCCUCAGCAGCUGACAGCUCGGCCGUCCAGGCAGUAGAUGGUAGAGCGGACAACAGCGUGCGUGUUUCCCACGACUGCCAAGAGAGCUGGUGGACCACCUUGGCGGCACCAAGAUGAUGUGGAGGAGGGAACAUGGAGAAAACCCGAGAGCAGAAGACACCACCGGCCACCACAGGACCAGCUUCUCUCGGCGUACGGCUAUUCUAGUUUGCUCGUUUCUUCUGGCUUCGCAGCUUCCCUACGCCAGCGGUCUAACAUCUACUGAGGGUUCGAGUAAUACACAGACAGUUGGAGGUGCCAACAGCAGCAAUGGGACACCUUCAUCUGAAGUUGAACCCAAUGCUGACACUGGUAGUGAAGGCGAGUUCACAAUUCGCCGACUGGACCCUCGUGUGAGGCCACUGCUGUACCGCCUUACCAUCAGGCCCUUCCUCGGUGAGGGCACCAACUUCACGUUCCACGGCCACGUCGCCAUCACACUAACCAUUCUGCCAGGCACUGAGGUCGACUCCAUUGUCUUCCAUGUGAAGCAGCUCAACAUUUCUGCUGAUCAAGUUACUGUAACAGUCGACCAGGACAGGCAGACUACAGAGGCUGGCAACAGUGGCAGGUCCGAAGCACUGGCAGUGGUAGACCAGUGGGCGGACCCCGUACAGGAAACGUACACUGUGCGUGUGUCUCCAGCCCUGCAGCUGGGGGCCCGCUAUGUACUGUGGGUGCCAUUCCGAGGACAGUUGCAGGAGGCGACACUAACAGGCUUUUACCGCACUUCCUACACGGAGGAUGGACGCACCAAAUGGAUAGCACUGACACACUUUGAGGCAACAGAAGCACGAAGUGCUUUCCCCUGCUUUGACGAACCUGCGAUGAAAGCCAUGUUCCAGAUCAACAUCAUCCAUUCCAGCAACUACACCGCCAUCUCCAACAUGCCCAUAGUUCAUACUGAACAGUUAGAGAACGAGGCAGGAUGGAUUGUGGAUCAUUUUGACACAUCACUGCCUAUGAGCACCUACCUGGUGGCUUUUACCCUUUCGGAGAUGGUGUUUGAAAUGGCAAAACCACCACCUCUUCCAGAGGCCAACGAUGAGAAAACUCCUCUAGAUGUCAGUAGGCAGCCUGUCCAGGCUUCCAGCUGCAGUGAUACAGUGGUCCCAAAGGGAAGAAGCAGGGUUUCUGCAUUAGGUCAUGAACCACACAAACCAGACAUCAGGGGCCAAGAAAGGCAUUUGGGAACUGUUCAGCAGAGCAGGGAAACACGUUUGAAUGCAAGUUUUGCAACUCCUCAACAGCAGAAAUGGCGGCCAGGUACAUCUACCUCUACAAAUGUGACUGGAAGUGCAGAUCCAGUAAAAAUACGAAUUCUAGUGCAACCAGGUUUCAGAGACCGAGCGAAAUAUGUACUCACUAUAGCUCCAGUAGUAUUAAAAUUCUAUGAAGACUACUUUCAAACACCAUAUCCUCUGCCAAAGCUGGACUUCACUGCUGUUCCUGACUUCUCAUAUGGUGGCAUGGAAAAUUGGGGUGCUGUUAACUACUGGGAUGACCGGAUACUUGUUGGGCCGGAAACAACAAGUGAUAACUUGCAGAGAGCGGCCAUACACAUUGUUCACGAGUUCAGUCACCAGUGGUUUGGCAACCUAGUCACACCGAUUUGGUUUUCAGAGACAUGGCUCAAGGAAGGCUUAGCCACAUUCCUUGAGUACCGAGCAACCAAUUUUGUGGAACCCACAUGGGAAAUGCCAGACAAGUUUCUGAAUGAAAUGCAUCGGGUGAUGCUACAAGACAGCACACGGUUCACCCGCCCACCUUUCACUGCUGUUGAAACUGUAACACAGCUGAUCCAGACGUUUGAUUCCAUAUCAUACAGUAAAGGUGCAUGUCUUUAUAGAAUGCUCAAUCUCAGCCUAACUGAAGCAGUGUUCAGGAAUGGUCUGUCAAUAUUUAUCAACAGAUGGAAAUACUCAAAUGCACAGCACGAUGACUUGUGGUGGUCCUUGGAAGAAGCCAUCAAGCAGAGGCCUGUGCACCAACGCAUUAUUCCAGCAAACACGUCUCUGAAGGAGGUGAUGAAUUCUUGGAUCCUGCAGCCUGGAUUCCCUGUUGUUACUGUCACAAGAAAUUACGUGACUGGAUCUGUCACUUUCAAACAGGCACGGUUCACUAUAGACGGACGUCCAUUGGCAAACAGCUCAUCACAGGCAUGGUUUGUACCUGUGAGCUACGUGACGCAGGAGGAGGCAAAUGCAGGUGCUGCAUCAACUCUCCCUCGUGUGUGGCUCAUCACAAGUGAGGGUCAGCGUUCCGUCACUGUUGAGAGGAUCCUCCCUUCCGGGAGUGUGGGAGCUUCUCAGUGGCUACUGGCCAACUUCCAGCAAGCAGGGUACUACAAGGUGAACUAUGAUGUGGACAACUGGAAGCUGCUGGUGCAGCAGCUGGCAACAAAGCCCCUGAUGCUACCAGCCGCGACACGUGCACAGCUCAUCUCUGACGCUUUUUCACUUGCCAGAGCCGGCGCCUUACCCUACGGCAUCACACUCAACCUGACACGAUACCUGCGCGACAGUCGUGUCGAGCUCAAUCCUGUUCCUUGGCAGGCUUUUCUGGAAGGCACUCAGUUUCUUGAGGAUGGGCUCUAUGUUACAAGAACCUAUUCAUCCUUAAAGAGGUACGUGCAGAGUGUGCUGAAGCCACUGACGCAGCAACUGAACACUCGGCCACGGCCCGGGGACUCCCUCCCGACGAAGCAGCUGCGUGUGCUUGCACUCUCGCGGCUCGUCCGGCUACAGACUCACAGUGACUGGGCGCAUGAGUAUUUUUCUCAGUGGAUGGCAGCACCUAACAAUUACUUGAUUCCACCAGAUUUACGUUCAGCAGUGUUCUGCGCAGCUGUUAUGAAGGGCAGUGAAACGGAGUUCAAUUUUUUGAUGGAACAGUUGAACAACACUGCAACUCCAUCCUUGCGCAAUGAACUGCUUUCUGGCGUGAUGUGCAGCCAGGAACCAGCCCGAAUCCUCAUGUUGUUAACUGCACCUCUAGAAGGAAAGAUUCUGGAUAUUCAAGAUACACCAACAGUAUGGCAGGCAGUUCCAAGAAACCCUGUUGCACGCACAGUAGCAUUUGAGUACAUAAGAGAACAGUGGACUAAUCUGACCAGCAGGUUUCCUGAUACAGACUACCCUCUUAACGAUAUGCUGGAUGGAGCAACUGCUGGAUUGAGUACAGCAGAGCAACUAGAUCAGCUUAAAGCUUUCAUAAAUUCACAUCAAGGCCAGUUCAACUUCACAACAACAACAAUAGAGCGUGCUGUUGAAUCUCUGCAAGAGAAAGUGACCUGGAGACAACGUUUUCAGGCUGACAUUGCCGAGUGGCUCAAUUCAUCUGCUUCUGGUCUUUCAAGGGAACUAUAACAUUCUGGAUCAACACAAAACAACUACUUUCCCAAUGGUGCAGUGUACGCUGUUGAUAAUAUGUGUACAUAAACAGUGUUAUAGCUCAUCAUGAGUGUGAAGUGUCUGUGUAAGCAGAAGUGUCAAGUGAUAUACUUUUAUGGUAUUGUGUGUGGUAUCAGCAUUAUGUGUUUAUGACUUUACUUUCAAGUAUUGUGUAACAACCUCCUUUUUCUAAAAAAGAAAACUUCCUGGUGUUGAAGCUUCAAGAUACUGUUCACUAUUUGCAACAUUCUGGAAACCUUCAGCCAUACCAUGUGAGGACAAUAUCCAAACACCAUUGAGUCUUGUACACCUGGGAACAUUCCAGUAAUGUCCACUCUAAUAAAGAAGUUACUUCCAGUAAAA
Schistocerca nitens (vagrant locust) is the source of this 3867-nucleotide messenger RNA. Its product is annotated as aminopeptidase Ey-like. NCBI's taxonomy places the organism in Eukaryota, Metazoa, Arthropoda, Insecta, Orthoptera, Acrididae. Gene Ontology annotation, biological process: peptide catabolic process; proteolysis. Gene Ontology annotation, cellular component: cytoplasm. Bases 187 to 3480 code for a protein of 1097 amino acids. The record is from RefSeq and is a predicted model, not a curated record. Gene Ontology annotation, molecular function: zinc ion binding; peptide binding; metalloaminopeptidase activity. The transcript has 20 exons.